Molecule: messenger RNA, 1322 nt
Organism: Schistosoma intercalatum
Lineage: Eukaryota; Metazoa; Platyhelminthes; Trematoda; Strigeidida; Schistosomatidae
Source: the annotation of a GenBank genome assembly
ACAACUUUCUAGAUUUCCAAACAUAAGAUUACUAGCUUCAUCCUUCUGCAAACUACUUAUCAAUAACAACAGCCUUAACCGUACACAAGGUCAUAUUGUCUAUCCUAUUACAUUGUUUUUAUAAGGAUGUCUUCAUCUACGAACUCUUUGAUGAAACCAGUGUCUUCAAGGGAUAUCGAGCCUCGUUCUCGUAGUAAAGUGACUGUUAUAGGUGUUGGAAUGGUUGGAAUGGCUGCAGCAUUCUCUACCAUGCAAGUGGCAGGAGAACUCGCACUUAUUGAUGUCGUAGCAGAUAAGGUUAAAGGAGAAGUUCUUGAUCUACAGCAUGGUCAACAGUUUAUUGGCAGAUGCAAAAUUGAUGGGGGAACCGACUACAAAUACUCUGCAAACUCAGAUAUUGUCGUCAUCACUGCUGGUGCCAGACAAAACGAAGGAGAAUCACGACUGAACCUUGUUCAGCGUAAUGUUGAUAUAUUCAAGAAAAUAAUACCGAAUGUUGUGAAAUACAGUCCAAACUGCAUCAUAGUCGUCGUAUCGAACCCUGUCGAUAUUUUGACAUAUGUUGCUCGAAGAUUGAGUGGAUUUGAAGCUCAUAGAGUAAUUGGGACCGGAACCAUGCUUGACUCGGCGAGGUUUCGUUUUUUGUUAGGUGAGAAAUUGGGAGUAUCUGCCAAUUCUGUCCAUGGAUAUGUAAUUGGUGAACAUGGUGACUCGAGUGUUGCUGUUUGGAGUAAUGUGAAUGUUGCUGGAGUUCGGCUGUCUUCUCUAAAUCCGAAGAUAGGAUGCAAAGAUGAUCCUGAAAAUUUCGAGGAAAUACACAAGCAGGUUGUUCAGAGCGCCUAUGACAUCAUUCGCUUGAAAGGUUACACCUCAUGGGCGAUCGGGUUGGCAUGUGGAUCACUUUGUAGCGCACUACUAAAUAACCUUCAUACAGUUUAUCCACUCUCUGUUCCUGUCAAGGGAAUUCACGGAAUCGAAGAGGAUGUUUAUUUGAGUUUACCAUGUCUUGUAACUUCAGCUGGAAUCAGUCAUUUGGUUCCGCCUGAACUUAGUGCGGAUGAAUUGUGUAAAUUGAGAAAAAGUGCUGCCACUUUGAAUGAAGUGAUACAAAGAAUUAUUUGGUAAAAUUUAAUACAAUUAAAAUAACAGUCUGGUAGUGCAUCAACAUUGCAGUAAUUUCUGUACGUCACCGAUUAUUAUUUUCAUGUUUUACGUUAGGAAAUUUGUUUCCGAAUUACUUAAAUAAAACUUUAUGAUGCUUGUUUCAUAACACAUAGCUGAGUGCUUACGUUGACGAUUAAAUAUAAAUUUGCGGUCCACUA